Molecule: messenger RNA, 723 nt
Organism: Suillus discolor
Lineage: Eukaryota; Fungi; Basidiomycota; Agaricomycetes; Boletales; Suillaceae
Product: Bromodomain-containing protein
Exons: 3
Biological process (GO): chromatin remodeling
Cellular component (GO): RSC-type complex
Molecular function (GO): protein binding
Source: RefSeq, a predicted model, not a curated record
CAUGACAAUAACAGCUGCCCAAAAGACAGCUAUAGAGGAAGUCAUUGAAAUUAUGGUUGCAACAACUCCAGCUCGAGGAAAACGUCAAUUAUCUGAAUUGUUUAUGGAUCUGGUCGAUAGAUCAGAGUGGCCUGAAUAUUAUGAGGUCAUACCCGAACCCCGAUGUAUCAACGCCAUCAAGUCAAGCGUUGAACGGAACAGAUACAAGGACGCGCUCAACGCUUAUACCGAUCUGUCCCUCGUCUUUUGGAACGCGUUGUUCUACAAUGAACCAGAUAGUCAAAUUGCUACUGAUGCGCAGACUCUCAAGACUGUACUCGAAACUGAAUGGCAGAAGAGAAGCAUUCUUCCCGUGCCCCGACACUCGCCACCUCCCUCAUCUGCUCAAAAGGUCCACGGAACGGGUCCCGCUGCACCGCCGCAGCCCUUUGUUAUGCAGCCUUCUACUUCUACAACAACCAAACUAAGGACAACAGCCCCAACAUCCGCUGUACCUCCAGCUUCCGAAUCACAGACCGCCAAAUCCACUCCUCUAAAGGGACCAGUGGCUACAGAAGAAAGGGUUGGGGAUAGUGAGGCGAUCGGCCGUCAGCUUGAGAAAACUCUCCCAAGAUGGCAAGGCGUUGGUGAACUAGGGAUGUCCGAGGUCAGCAAGGCGAGUAUUCAUGAAUAGACUGCUCAACCGUGGUGAUGUUUAAUCCCCGUUUUUAUACUUACAUACUC